Messenger RNA from Brettanomyces nanus, 747 nucleotides. RefSeq lists its product as uncharacterized. Gene Ontology annotation, cellular component: nucleus. The coding region runs from base 1 to 747 and encodes 248 amino acids. The transcript has 2 exons. Gene Ontology annotation, biological process: inositol phosphate biosynthetic process. The record is from RefSeq and is a predicted model, not a curated record. Gene Ontology annotation, molecular function: inositol-1,3,4,5,6-pentakisphosphate 2-kinase activity; ATP binding. Lineage: Eukaryota; Fungi; Ascomycota; Pichiomycetes; Pichiales; Pichiaceae.
AUGGAUUGGGAAUUUCUCACUAAAGGGUCAGCAAAUGCGGUUUACAGAUACUGUGGCAAGGAUUCUCGAUUAGAGGGAAAGGUUCUUCGAGUGAGAUUGAAAGGUAACACAAUCAGAACUAGAGAGGUGUAUGAGUAUCUGAGCUCAUCGCUGUUUGAUGCCAUUCGACAUUAUAUGCUACAGAUACAAUUAGUGUCCCUUGAUAGGCAGCUAAUAAAAAAGCUUGAAGAAUUUUCACCCCAAGGGGUUCAGCUAGACACAGGCGACCCAGAAGCAUUGCUGAUGGACAAUGUAUUCAAGGGUCCUCUAAGUGAAUACAAACUGGUGAAGCUCAAUAAGUACAUUGUGUUCUACGUCAAAGAUGAAGAGGUUCUCUUUGAAUUCAAGCCGAAAUGGCUCUAUAAACCACCAAAAAGCUUUAGUACAUGUCGCAACUGUGCUCAGGCCAAGAUGAAAAAUCAAUCCUUUGUUAACUGCUGCCUUCCACUGAUCAACGGGAAGGAACAGACGGAGCAGUGGUUUCAAAGGAUCAUCGACGAAAUACAAAGACUGGGCCUUGAAAAGGAGAUUCCGCUAAAUUCCUGUAGAUCUGGGUCUUCGUUACUCGCUGAUCUCUACAAUGUCAUACAAGCCCUCUUUCGUCUUCAGAAUAAGCCGGGGUUUGACAUCCAUAGCGUUUUGAAAGAGCUAAAAGGAGCAUCUGAUGUGGACAACUUCCUCCUGUUGUCUAUGACGUUGAAAGAUUAA